Telopea speciosissima is the source of this 982-nucleotide messenger RNA. RefSeq names its product actin-depolymerizing factor 2. Lineage: Eukaryota; Viridiplantae; Streptophyta; Magnoliopsida; Proteales; Proteaceae. Gene Ontology annotation, molecular function: actin filament binding. The transcript has 3 exons. Gene Ontology annotation, cellular component: actin cytoskeleton; cytoplasm. Bases 150 to 569 code for a protein of 139 amino acids. Gene Ontology annotation, biological process: actin filament depolymerization. The record is from RefSeq and is a predicted model, not a curated record.
GGAGGGUUUUAUUUCACCGCAGAUGCGCAGAGCCUUUGUUAUCGGAGAGUCUUUUCUAUAUCCUCUGUCGUCUCUUCGCCCUAGAUUUUCUCGAUUCCUUUUCGUCUCGUCUCUCUAGUUCGCCGCCGUUCAUCUUCUGCUUCUCCAAAAUGGCCAACGCCGCAUCAGGGAUGGCUGUGCAUGAUGACUGUAAGCUAAAGUUUUUGGAAUUGAAAGCGAAAAGAACUUACCGCUUCAUAGUUUACAAGAUAGAGGAGAAGCAAAAGCAGGUUGUGGUGGAAAAAGUGGGGGAGCCCGCUCAAAAUUAUGAGGAUUUCACUGCAAGCCUUCCUGCUGAUGAGUGCCGAUAUGCAGUCUUUGAUUUUGACUUUGUAACUUCUGAGAAUGUUCAGAAAAGCAAGAUUUUCUUCAUCGCCUGGUGUCCUGAUACUUCAAGGGUGAGAAGUAAGAUGAUUUAUGCAAGUUCCAAGGACAGAUUCAAGAGAGAGCUAGAUGGGAUUCAGGUGGAGUUGCAGGCAACCGAUCCUACUGAGAUGGGCCUUGAUGUUAUUAGAAGCCGUGCCAGCUAAGUAUGCAUAGUAGACCUUGCCAUGGAGAUUUUCUCCAUACAGUCUGCUUUGCUCAAUUGAAAUGUUUAUAGUUUGUGAGGCGGUGAAUCUGGCUAGAUGUGACAUCUGCUUGUUCUUCAAGAUUUACCGCACAGUUCAUGUCUUCUUCUAGAACAACAUCAAUGAUUUCGAGUAUAUCUUGUGAUUUGUUAUUUGUGGAACCUAUAGAGUGUAAUCUUGUAGCCUGAUGUCUACAAGCUAAUGAUAUGUAACAGUUUAUGUACACCUUUAGUUUGGUUUUACUACUUUGAAAUGGAUGCUUGACCCUUGUUAUCUUUAUUGGGAUUGUAGGAAAGGCAAGCUGCUCUGCUUUUCGGAUAAUCAUAUAUUUUUUCUUAAAUGGUUGCAUUUAAUUUUUUUUUUUUGUUUGACUA